AUGGUUCGAUUCUCUACCAUUUCAGGUGCUCUCUGCGCAAUUGGUCUCGCCAGCGCCCAGUGUCCAUAUGCGAAUCCUGGAUCUUUAUCUGCAAGAGAUGAUUCAGCUGAGGCUACGACUAAAGGCGGCUCUCGAGGCCACAUGAAGGGGUACGAGUUGGACGACUCCUCCGGAUACCUGACCUCGGACGUGGGCGGCCCAUUUAGCGAUCAGGAGAGCCUGAAGGCCGGCGACCGCGGCCCGACGCUGCUCGAGGACUUCAUCUUCCGCCAAAAGAUCACCCACUUUGACCACGAGCGUGUGCCUGAGCGAGCCGUCCAUGCCCGCGGCGCCGGUGCAUACGGGACAUUCACGAGCUACGGCGACUUUAGCAACAUCACAGCCGCUUCGUUUCUCGCCGCCAAGGAGAAGAAGACGCCCAUGUUUGUCCGCUUCUCCACCGUGCUCGGCUCGCGAGGCAGCACAGACACGGCCCGGGACAUUCGCGGCUUUGCCACACGAUUCUAUACUGACGAGGGCAACUUUGACAUUGUCGGCAACAACGCGCCCGUCUUCUUCAUCCAGGACGCCAUCCAAUUCCCCGACCUUGUUCACUCUCUGAAGCCCGAAUCCAACAACGAGAUUCCGCAGGCUUCCACGGCACAUAACACCGCCUGGGACUUUUUCAGCCAGCAGACGACCUCGCUGCAUGCGCUAUUUUGGGCACUCUCCGGCCACGGCGUCCCGCGAAGCUUCCGUCACAUGGACGGCUUUGGCGUUCACACAUACCGUCUUGUGACAGACAAGGGCGACUCGAAGCUGGUCAAGUGGCACUGGCGAUCGAAGCAGGGUCUGGCUUCGCUCUUCCAGGAGGAAUCGCAACACGUCAGCGGCAAGGGCGCCGACUUUCACCGACAGGAUCUCUACGACGCCAUCGAGGCUGGAAACUACCCCGAGUGGGAGCUGAGCGUCCAGAUGGUUGACGAGGAAAAGGCGCUUGCCUUUGGAUUUGAUCUGUUGGACCCUACGAAGCUGCUUCCCGAAGAGUUGGCCCCUCUACAUCCUCUUGGAGUCAUGAGACUGGACGCCAACCCCGUCAAUUACUUUGCGGAAACGGAGCAAGUCAUGUUUCAACCUGGGCACAUCGUUCGUGGAGUCGACUUUUCAGACGAUCCGCUGCUUCAGGGCCGCAUCUUCUCGUACCUGGACACGCAGAUCAAUCGCCACGGCGGUCCCAACUUUGAGCAGCUUCCCAUCAACAGGCCGAUUGUUCCGGUGCACAACAACAACCGUGACGGCGCAGGUCAAGUCUUGAUUCACAAGAAUGCUGCCCCGUACUCGCCCAACACACUCAACAAGGGAUACCCCCAGCAGGCAGACCAGUCGAGGGGACGCGGCUUCUUCACCGCGCCGCGCCGGCGCGCCGACGGCCACCUCGUUCGGAAGCGCUCCCAGGCCUUCUCCGACCACUGGAGCCAGCCGCGGCUCUUCUACAACUCGCUCGGCAAGGCCGAGCAGCAGAUGCUCAUCGACGUGCUGCGUCUUGAGCUGAGCGGCCUGCGAACCGCCAUCCAGACCAACGUGCUCGCGCAGCUCAACAAGAUCAGCCACGAGAUCGCCGUCCGCGUCGGCCGGGCGCUCGGCGUGGAGGCGCCGGCGGCCGACGACGCGCACUACCACGACAACAAGACGGCGCACAUGUCCGCCUACGGCGCGAAGCUGCCCACCAUCGCCUCGAUGCGCGUGGGCGUCCUCGUCGACGGCGGGUCGGAGGAGUCUGUCAGGGAGGGCGCGGCGCUGCGGGAUGGGCUGAAGCACGCGCGGGUGUUUGCGAGCACGGUCGGGGAGAGGAUGGCGCCGGGCGUGGACAGGGCGCUCACGGCGACGGACGCGACCGUCUUCGACGCCGUCGUCGUUACCGAGGGCGCCGCCGCAGCGCUGUUCGACCCUGCUGCGAGGCGGUCGACGCUCUACCCCUCGGGACGGCCGAGCCGGAUCAUCACGGACAGCUUCCGCUGGGGUAAGCCCCUGGGAUUCCUCGGCAGGGCCGCGGAUGUGAUUGGCAGGACGGGCAUCAAGGCCGGCCCGGGCGUCUACGUGGGCGGCGACGUUGCGUCCAUGGUCGAGGAUAUCAAGGAGGGGCUGGCGACGUUUAAGUUUCUCGACCGUGUUGCCUUGGAUGAGGACGAGUAA
Messenger RNA from Cordyceps fumosorosea ARSEF 2679, 2172 nucleotides. RefSeq names its product catalase. The record is from RefSeq and is a predicted model, not a curated record. Gene Ontology annotation, molecular function: heme binding; catalase activity. NCBI's taxonomy places the organism in Eukaryota, Fungi, Ascomycota, Sordariomycetes, Hypocreales, Cordycipitaceae. The transcript is spliced from 6 exons. Gene Ontology annotation, cellular component: cytosol. Gene Ontology annotation, biological process: hydrogen peroxide catabolic process; response to oxidative stress. The coding region runs from base 1 to 2172 and encodes 723 amino acids.